AUAACAUAUUGCCAGUGAUUAAAAAGCGGGAGAACAAUAAUUUGGUGUUUUAUAUAACAAAGCUAUUAUCGUGCACACCGUGCACAAUCUUGUCGUAUUGUCAAGACUUGUGUCCCAAGACACAAAGUGUAUAAUCUGGUAAUUCCUGGGUCCUCGCAUCUUUGUUUGCUUUUGGUGGAUAUCAAUCUAUCCAGUAAGGCACGAUGGAGGUGACCUUUAGUCUAGAUUAUUAAAAGAAACGAUUUCUCAAUGAUUGCUUUCUCGUGAUCAUGUCAAAUAGAUCUUGUUUUGAUCUAGAGCUGGGAGGGAACGGACACGUCUUGUUGGUCAUUUGAUCUAAUGUGAAUGGUGUGAAUUGUUUACCACCGCACUCUUCUGAUACAUCUUCUGCAGAUCUGGGGACUUGCUUCUAGUUCAUUUCCAAGAUGGAAUUACCUAGAGGAUUUCUGAUUGCUUCUUUCAUCCUGUCGGUGUCUAUCUUCAUCGUGGCAGGAGAGCCAGAUCCCAAUGUCUGCAUCCCAGCACCACCUACGGGAGAGGGCCCACCCCUCCCUAAAUUACCCACCCAGUACCGUCUCAGGAUAGAAGCGAACAUCAAGAAUAAGGAUUACUCACUUGAAAUGCAGGAAUAUUACGACCAGCCAGGUAACAGGGGUGCAUCAGAUACCCUGUCAAGAGGGUUUCAAUCCCAUACUUCCUACAACUACAAUACCGGACAGUCCAUCACCACAAUAGGUGACAGAUGUGUCGUUGCAAAUAUGUCUACCACGCCUUUCAAUCUCUAUGGAUUCGAACUUGUAGACGGCUCUCCUCAUAUCGGAGGGGUUAAUGAUAUCUUUACUUUUGGUGGAAAGUAUAAUGAGACGUACAUCGGCCAAGAGUAUGUGAGAGGUAUCCUAACAAAUCACUGGCAGAACUGUAUGUACAUCGAGAGCACGAACCAGACCUAUCUUCUUGACUACUUCUUUUCAAUCCCAAGUCAUAAGACAGCAGGAGGUGGUGGAGAAAUCCCAGUCAGGGCAGUCAUGAAUGGAACGGGUCAGACCUAUGUUCCUGGUCCUGGGGGUGAACCUAUUCCACUCCCCACGAGACACAGUUUCUAUCACAUUUAUGAUUUCUUCGAAGUCAUACCAGGCCCUGUCGCCGAGGAGAGAGCAUUCGAGCCCCCUUUGGGAUAUAUGUGUGAGAACCGAAUAAGUGAGCAACCAUUCCCUGAACUAUAUGAUAUGGAUGUUUUCAAUGUUGGAGUGGAGCUAGCAGUACCGGCACCAGCAAACCGUAUCUAUACUAUUUGGGAAUAUUAUAACUACAAAGCAAACAUAGUAGCCUAUCAGUUCCAGCCUUGGGGUGUUGGCGAGCCCAAAGAUCCCAUGAAAGAAGUUCACGACUAUAACCUUGGACUGAGUUUUCAGAUUGAUAUUGCCAAGAGUUCUUGUACAGUUGGUCCUAUCCCUGUUUAUACUGGUGAAGCUGGGAGUGAUGAUGGAGAACAUGUCUACCUCAGAUCAAUUUCAAGCUUCCUUCAACUUGGCAAAGUCAAUUGGGUUUAUGAGGGUCAGUCUACUAGAAGGCAAAUUCCUGUGGAAUCUUGGAUCGCCCAAAUCAAUGAUAUCGAAGUCGGACCAGGCAUGACCUCGAAUAUGACCUUGGAAUAUUUCUUUGCAAAUGAAAGUUGGAGCUCAGCAGCUAAAUUCCAUCAUGCUGUUAACCAUAUCCCCGUAGCGCUCGACGUUUCUUACAUUGUAAAGGGGAAUAUUCCUGUGCCAAUCAAAUCAAGCGUAUCGCAGCACUUCUUCGCCCUGAAUUACGACGCGUUCAACCCAUAUAUGACUGAUGUCAGUCUCUGCUAUGACGCCAAGGAUAGCAAGGAGCUCGCUAUAGACAUGGAGGAUAAAUACAUAUUUGAUGUUUAUGUUCAAAACAGCACAAAUUCUUUCUAUUUUGGAGUGGUUAACAGCCUGGCUAAAGCAGCUAAUGUAACUGCUUCCAGAAUAUCAAAUCCAGUGGCCAUUGAAGGCAAUGGGGGAAUGAUGACGAUAUACUUCAAACUUCUUGGAAUACCUCCAGUAGAGGGAGACGUCUGGAACAUAACGCAGCAAAUCACGCUCGAAGAGUCUCAUGAAAGACUUGACAAAUCCAUAAAUGAGGGCUUGAUGAUCACAUUCAGGAGUGAAGGACAGCAAGUUGAUCUUCCCGUUGCAAGACAAAGUCUUCGAGCCGAUUUUGUUCCAGCUGAAACAUCGGGAGGAUUCACUGUCGGUGCUCUAGUCGGCAUGGGAAUAGGCAUGUUCGUAUUUGGUGGAAUACUCGCCAUGGGCGUGGCCUUCUUAAUGUCCAGAAUGUCAAAGGGUCCUUUCUCGUACAAGACUCAAGAAUAGAGAUUACCUCUCCAGCUUGAUCGUAGAUUGUCCUAUAUUUUUGGUACAGAUGUUAGUUAUUUCAUUAUUGAUUUAUAUAUUAUACAGAUAUUGCCUACAAAGAGUUUGAAUAUAACACUUCGUUUCCCCGACGGAGUUAUAUUUUUCCCAAGGGAUUAUAUUUUGCCCGAAGCGCAAAAAAGAUAAAAGGUUAUAUACACAUAAUUAUAUUCCUCUCACUAGACUCGUCGAACUCCGGAAAUAUGCACCACUUCGCGAAAUAUGUGGUAUCUUCUUUAAAGCAACUCAAUAUUUUAAGUAUUACCUAUAGGCCUACAGUACAUUUUAGCAGCUAAAUAAAAAGUCACGUUUCGCACGCUGAGACCAAAGCGGUAAAAUUUGAUUCAAUCAAAUUUGAUCUUACGAAGCGAAGAUGCCCGGUGGCAAGUGAAAUGACUUGUUCAGUCAAAUUGGGGGGUGCGAUAGUAUACACAAGUCAUAAUGAAUGUUAUUUUCAUUCGUGUGAGGCAGAAUACUUCAUGAGGUGAAAGAUGAAAUGAUCCAUUUUGAAUGUAUUUAUUUAUUUAUUUCAAUGUAUUUAACCAGGGUAGCCCACUCAGCAAUAAACCGGUCUCCCAUGGGGCCCUGGAAUACAUGAUAAAAACAAGUAUAAAAACAUUUAAAUACAUAUGAAAUAUAUAAAGAAAUAUUUUAAUUAACUUAACUCAUAUCGUAACAAAAAAUAGAGUAGGAAGCGUACGGAAACAUGAUACUAAUUAACAAAUUACACACAAAGCAAUACAUAUAAAUAAAAUAAAGUAGAUAGACAUAAAAAGUUAAAGGGCAAUAAUAAAACUUGAAAUUUAAAAAGAUGCACUUUCAGUUUCGUUUAAAAAAUUGAUAGAGAUUUUUGACUGUUUCAAAUUAAAUGGUAAGUUGUUCCAAAGAAAAAUCGCUGAGUAAGAUAAAUGAUUCAUUCAUUUCAACUUUCACCGAAUUAAGUAUUCUGCCCCUCACGACAUUCAUUAUUUGGUUUAUAAGGCACCUAAAAACAGAUUCUUUUUCAUAUAAUGUAUCAAUCUCGAUGCAGAAUAUGAUCAUGCAGUGCGAGCUCGCUCUGUUUAUUGAUACAUACCACAUACGCGCUGCAUGCAAACACGGGUUGUUUUACUUGCGGUGCCCAUGGUGUUCCCAAAUGGGCUGAAUGAUCGAUAUCAAACUACCAAUCAAAAAGAAAUAAUGACAAGGAUCUAUCUAGGCGUCAUAUAAAUGAUAAUUAUUAUCUUGGAGGACCUUAUUUCACGGAAUACCAGGAAUAUUCCACUGAUCUGUGAUUCGUGGAAUAUUUUCCCAAACUCUUGGAAUAUGUCUGGUAUUCCAUUCUUAGCCAUCCAAUAUAUUAUGAUUAUCUUUCUAAUGAUUAUCUUUAUUAUGAUUAUCUUUCUAAGAUAAAUUUUUGAGAUGUGACUGUACAAUUUUUCGCUACAUUCAACUUAAUGUUUCGUGUAUGUCAUUAUGGUUGUAUUUUAAUAGAUAUUGAUAUGUAUUUUGAUGAAAAAAGCAAAAAAUAUUAAAGGUUAAUGAAACCAAUUUGCGGUAUAUAGUGCGUUCUUCAUCGAAUGAAAUAUCUCCAUCUAUAAUAAUUUUGCAUCAGGACCAGAUCCCCCUUGUGAACUAUCACAGUUUUGCACUUUAACUGAUGAAGAAGUCUUAAAAUUAAUAAAGAGAUCGUCAUCCAAAUCGAGCCCUGCAGAUCCUCUACCGACAUGGCUUUUGAAACGUCACAUUUCAUCAUUCCUCCCCACUCUGACUGAACUCAUUAAUGCUUCGCUGUCAACAGGGACAUUUCCAGCAGCUCUUGGCUCAGCUGUCAUUACGCCAGUUUUAAAAAAACCAUCACUUGACAAAGAUAAAUUACAAAACUACCGGCCAGUGUCAAACAUUCGCUACUAUGGGAAGCUGAUCGAGUCUGCUGUUUCGGCCCAACUCACUAAGCACAUUGAAUCAAAUGGACUAUCUGAUCCAAUGCAGUCAGCGUAUCGAGCUGGUUAUAGUACAGAAACUGCUCUUCUUCGUCUCCAGAACUACAUAUGUACUUCACUUGAUCAUCAAAAUUCAGUUGCUCUCAUAAGUCUUGACCUAUCAGCUGCAUUCGAUACGGUUGAUAAGGGAAUCCUCCUAAAGCGCUUAGAGGAGUCAUUUGGCAUCACAGGUUGUGCACUACACUGGUUCUCAUCCUAUCUCCAAAGUAGAAAGUACCAUGUUAGAGUAAAUGGUGCUCAGUCAAAUGUUGAGGACUUGAAAUUUGGUAUCCCACAAGGAUCAGUGAUCGGUCCUAAAUGUUUUACUUUAUAUCUACAACCUAUUAAAAAUAUAAUUGAAGAGCAUGGGUUUCAGUACCAAAUGUAUGCUGACGAUAUACAAGUGUAUGAAGAAUUCAACAUAAAUGAGGCAGAUGUGACUCUCAGCCGACUAUCUGAUUGUUUGAAGGAUAUCCAAAAUUGGUUGCAAAUCAAUAAACUUCACCUUAACCGUGAGAAAACGGACUUCAUCAUUUUUUCGUCAUCAAUGCAUUAUCGUACUCUUCAAAACGUCUCUUUGAGCAUUGAUGAACAUACCUUAUCUCCAUCAGACUCUAUUCGUAUUCUUGGUUGUGUUCUAGAUAAACAUAUGACAAUGUCAGAUCAAGUUACUAGUGUGUCUAAGUCAGUUAACUACCACCUUCGAAAUAUUAAUAGAAUCAGAAAGUUUAUUGAUAAUGAUACAUGUCAUACUGCUGUUAGGUCGCUGGUUACAUCUAGAUUAGAUUAUUGUAAUUCUCUUUAUAAUGGUGUCACCUCUCAGAACCUAGAUCGUCUUCAGAAAUUACAAAAUAAAGCAGCUAGGGUCAUUUACUGUCAACCAUCAUAUACACAGACAACCCCCCUGAUAAGAGAAUUACACUGGUUGAAAGUAAAAAAUCGAAUUGAGCAUAAGUCUCUGACUAUCACAUUCAAAUGUCUUAAUGAUCAAGCUCCAUCAUACCUGUCAGACCUCCUAACAGUUCGCCAAUCAAUGUAUAACACUCGGUCAUCAUCACAAAUCCCUCUUCAAAUCCCCCGAACAUUCAAAUCAGUAGGUGAUAGGUCAUUUUCUGUGUUUGCCCCCAAAUAUUGGAAUAGAUUACCCCAUAAACUUAGACAAUGUUCUUCUAUUGAUGUGUUUAAGAAGAUGCUUAAAUCUCAUUUGUUUUAACAUGUUUAAUAUAUUGCAA
Lytechinus pictus (painted urchin) is the source of this 5610-nucleotide messenger RNA. RefSeq lists its product as uncharacterized. The coding region runs from base 426 to 2378 and encodes 650 amino acids. NCBI's taxonomy places the organism in Eukaryota, Metazoa, Echinodermata, Echinoidea, Temnopleuroida, Toxopneustidae. The record is from RefSeq and is a predicted model, not a curated record. The transcript has 17 exons.